UCACAACAAUAGAUAAUUUUGAUAUAAUUAGGUAUCAUCUCAAUUACACCAACAACCAUUUAUUAACAUAAAUAUAUAAAACCUAAUACCUGGGUUUCGUAACAAUUAUUCACAAUGUUGCGAUCGGUGCAGCUGAUUGUCGUUUGCCUGUUCAGUGUUAAGUAUUCGGAAGCCUGUAAUGGAUACACAGUUACAUUGGAUCAAAUUAAAACAUGUACUGCUGACAGUGUUGCCAGACCUGUAGGAAUUACCUCCUCGUUAGACAAGGACUGCAAUAUUGUUAUGAAUGGGUGUUUAGAAAUGACCAAACCAGUAAAGUAUUCUAAGGGAAAGUAUGUUGCAUCAAAACCACCACUUCCAGAAAUGUCUGGAGAUAUUGAUCUCUGUGACUUGAUGGAAAAUGGGGGCCCAGUGCCGCAAAUCGACGAAAUGGUCACUAUACUUAAUGUACCUAAAAAAUGUCCAAUGGAAGCGAAAAAGUAUUGUAUAUCUCCGAAAAAGAACAAAAUCAGCAUCUCAGCGUUCAAGAAAAAGCUUGCUAUGGGGGCAGGUACCACCACAGUGAAAUUAGAUGUGGGUCACGACACUGGGAGAAGCUGUGUUGAAUUCAAAUUUUCUUUAAAUAAACCCAGAACUGGUUGAUAAUCAUAUAUCAUGAAAUCAUAUAGAAGAAUAUGUCUAAAUAAAUGCUACGAUAUGCC
Molecule: messenger RNA, 701 nt
Organism: Phaedon cochleariae (mustard beetle)
Lineage: Eukaryota; Metazoa; Arthropoda; Insecta; Coleoptera; Chrysomelidae
Source: the annotation of a GenBank genome assembly